Guillardia theta CCMP2712 is the source of this 1425-nucleotide messenger RNA. RefSeq lists its product as hypothetical. The record is from RefSeq and is a predicted model, not a curated record. The transcript is spliced from 15 exons. Lineage: Eukaryota; Cryptophyceae; Pyrenomonadales; Geminigeraceae. Bases 1 to 1425 code for a protein of 474 amino acids.
AUGGUUGUCGUAAGGAAUGAGACGCGAACAACACACCUGGAUGCAGACAUCUACGAGAAGAUAAACUAUGUGAUCCGGGUUAUUCCAGAAGACCUUGCCUCCACGCUAGAGAAUGCAAAGAAAGAACUAGAAGAUGUCCGCCAGCGCAUUCAGAAAAAGGAAGAGCAGUCAAGUGUCAUACGAAAGCGAACUGAAUCUCCGUCGAGCAAAAUGUAUUUCUUAAGCAUCAAAGAAGCCGAGCAAGAUGUCAAAAAUGCAUAUGAGAUGUGUAUCGCAUACCUCGAGAAGGCCGACGGUGCACAUGAUGAGAAAUCAAAGGAGAGUGGCAAGCAGAACCUACCUCAAUGGCGAGGCAAUGAUUUGCACUUCUACUUCGGAGUGAAACUGAUUCCAGAGGCUGGGUUCACACCUGAGAACAUCAUCACUCAAAUCUCGCUCAUCUAUCCGAGCGCGACCAACGAGAAAGUUCAAUUCCUCGAGCCAUCAGCUAGAGCGAGGAAGGUCCGAGUAGGAUCAGAGAAGAGUCAGAUCUACAGCUUCAGCCCUGUUAUCACUCGUGCUACCUUCGCUGAGCUUCGAGUCAACAUCAGUCUUGGUGACUGGAACAAGAGAUGUCAAGUUCCUCUGUCGACGCAGGAACAGAUGCUGAGCGACAUCAGAACCAUCGUCGAGUCUCACUGCUUCGGCAAGGAGCUUUCCGGGGCUCGCUUCAUAUCUUGUACCUUGCGCGAUGCCAUUUGCAAGUCACUGAGAUCGAGCCAGCAAACGGGAAAGUCUUUGAGAAAGGAGAGGAGGGGCAGUCGAAUGAGCGAGGACAUGUGCCAACGCUUCGCUGCGCUCCCAAACAUUUCCUUCUCCUUCUGUCCUGACCGCGAGCCGAUCGCCAGAGCCAUCUUUGAGGACAUGAGGGCGAGGGGGUUCCCGCUGACAGACUCUAAGGAGGACAAGCAGUCGCUAGGGCUUCUGAUCUGCUUCCCUUCUCCUCUCUACACGGAAUGCACGAGCUGCAUGGAGCAAUAUAAUCGCCACCUCCAGCUCGGACUCCCGCGUUUUCACUUGUGGACCAUGGCGUUCGACGUGCGAGGAUGGUUGAAAAACAUGGUCAAGGAGCAGGUGGACAAGUCAUUCGAGUAUGAGGUGGAGACCAACGAAGAGGGUCUGAUGUCGAACAAGGAUGUGGAUGAGAUUGCAGUGAAGGUGCUGGAGGAGUACAAGAAGUCUGUGCCCGAAUACCAGCAGAUAAUGAGCUCUUUCAUCGUCCUGCCCAUGUUGCGGCAAGAAGACGAGGGGCAAGACAAUCACGACAGUCUAAUUCAGACACAGAAAGAGAAAGUCAUGGAGCUCGUUAACAAGAAAAGCAUACCCAAGGGACGCAAAAAAUCAGUGAGCGCAGCGAGCUCGAGGAGGAAAAGUUUGAGUUCUUGA